UCGCUUCCUCACUCUCCAAGAUGGCGAUGCGCGUGGUGCUGUCUGCAUGUAGCCGGGCCGUUUUCAGCGGGAUUCCGGCUCGCAGUCUGCGGAUCGCGACAUGGUCCGGCCCCCCGGCCCGCUUCUGCCCCUUGCUGGUGAGGAAUUACGCCGCGGAGGCAAAAAAGACCUAUCAGAGAGACAAGCCUCACGUGAACAUCGGGACUAUCGGACACGUGGACCACGGCAAGACCACCCUGACCGCAGCCAUUACAAAGAUUCUGGCCGAGGCCGGAGGGGCUCAGUUUAAGAAGUACGAGGAUAUCGAUAAUGCCCCGGAGGAGAAGGCGCGUGGCAUCACCAUCAACGCGUCGCACGUGGAGUACACCACCGCCAACCGGCACUACGCGCACACCGACUGCCCCGGGCACGCGGACUACGUCAAGAACAUGAUCACCGGCACGUCGCAGAUGGACGGCUGCAUCCUGGUUGUCGCUGCCACGGACGGGCAGAUGCCGCAGACCAGGGAGCACUUACUGUUGGCCAAACAGAUCGGCGUGAAGCACAUCGUUGUGUUUAUUAACAAGGCGGACGCCGUGGACGAUAAGGAGAUGCUGGAUCUCGUGGAGCUGGAGGUCCGAGAGCUGCUGACGGAGUUCGGAUACGACGGAGAGAACACGCCGGUGAUCACCGGAUCCGCUCUGUGCGCCCUCGAGAACAGGAAUCAGGACAUCGGUUUGAAUUCCAUCAUGAAGCUGCUGGACGCCGUGGACACUCACAUCCCCGUCCCACCGCGAGAUCUCGACAAGCCCUUCCUGCUCCCCGUCGAAGCCGUCUACUCGAUCCCAGGCAGGGGAACCGUGGUGACCGGGACCCUGGAGAGAGGAACCAUCAGGAAAGGCGACGAAUGUGAAUUCGUGGGACGUAAUAAACAGAUCAAGUCUGUGGUUACAGGCGUUGAGAUGUUCCACCAGAACUUAGACCGGGCAGAGGCUGGAGAUAACCUCGGAGCCCUCGUCAGGGGGUUAAAGAGAGAGGAUGUGAGGCGGGGGAUGGUGAUGUGCAAACCGGGGUCCAUCCGGCCGCACCAGAAGAUCCAAGCCCAGGUCUACAUUCUCAGUAAGGAGGAAGGGGGCCGCCACAAGCCUUUUGUCAGUAACUUCUUGCCCGUGAUGUUCUCUCUGACCUGGGACAUGUCCUGCCGGGUGCAGCUGCCGACCAACAAGGAAAUGGUGAUGCCGGGUGAAGACUCCGCGCUCACCCUGACCCUGCGACAGCCCAUGGUCUUGGAAAUCGGUCAGCGCUUCACCCUGAGAGACGGCAACCGGACGAUCGGCACCGGCUUGGUGACGGAGAUCCUGGAGAUGACACCCGACGAUGACAUUAACUGGGGCGGCUGAACCCCCCCCCCCCAAAAAAAAAAUGAACUGAUCUUGGAGGGUUUUGUGGGUUCCUAGCGAAUAAUAAGAGAGAACCAUAAACGCGAUGGACGUCGGUCCGUCCGCACAUCGGCCCCCCUGCACCCCGGCUCUUUCCUCUGUAAAAUACACCCUUUCCUAAAUAAAGUGGCUUUGUCUCCA
This is a messenger RNA of Spea bombifrons (plains spadefoot toad), 1559 nucleotides long. It is a transcript of the gene TUFM, whose product is annotated as Tu translation elongation factor, mitochondrial. Gene Ontology annotation, biological process: mitochondrial translational elongation. The record is from RefSeq and is a predicted model, not a curated record. The transcript has 11 exons. Bases 21 to 1379 code for a protein of 452 amino acids. Gene Ontology annotation, molecular function: GTP binding; GTPase activity; translation elongation factor activity. Gene Ontology annotation, cellular component: mitochondrion. NCBI's taxonomy places the organism in Eukaryota, Metazoa, Chordata, Amphibia, Anura, Pelobatidae.